Dalotia coriaria is the source of this 2435-nucleotide messenger RNA. RefSeq names its product Ubiquitin-specific protease 12/46 (gene Usp12-46). The transcript is spliced from 5 exons. Gene Ontology annotation, molecular function: cysteine-type deubiquitinase activity. Gene Ontology annotation, cellular component: cytosol; nucleus. Bases 155 to 1303 code for a protein of 382 amino acids. Lineage: Eukaryota; Metazoa; Arthropoda; Insecta; Coleoptera; Staphylinidae. Gene Ontology annotation, biological process: protein deubiquitination. The record is from RefSeq and is a predicted model, not a curated record.
AUUUGUGGUGGUUGGUUGGGUUUGUGUUGGUCGGUGUCGGUGUUAUCAUCAUGGGUUGUUUUACAGCUGUCAAAAAAUGAUGCGACCACGAUAAUGGAGUCGACGAUAUUCGAAAGGAAUUGCAGUGAAUAUUUCGCCGAUUCGCACACAACCCAUGCUAUGGAUUAGCAGUCGAAAUAUGGGUGCCAACAUUUCCCAAUUGGAAAGAGACAUAGGUUCAGAACAGUUCCCAGCAAAUGAGCACUACUUUGGAUUAGUAAAUUUUGGUAACACAUGUUAUAGCAACUCGGUGCUACAAGCACUCUACUUCUGUAAACCAUUCCGAGACAAGGUGCUAGAAUACAAAGCAAAGAACAAGCGCACCAAGGAGACGCUGCUCACAUGCCUCGCCGACCUAUUCCACAGCAUAGCCACCCAAAAGAAAAAAGUCGGCUCGAUUGCGCCGAAGAAAUUCAUCGCGAAACUGCGCAAAGAAAAGGAUGACUUUGACAAUUACAUGCAGCAGGACGCGCACGAGUUUCUCAACUUCCUCAUCAACCGCAUCAGCGAGAUUAUCCUCGCAGAGCGACAGCAGGCGCAGCACGGUGGUGGCGGUGGCGGAGGACAAAACAACGUCACCGCCAAUAAUGUCAACAAGGCGAAACCGGGCGAGAAUGGCACGAUACACCCGCCCACGCCGGCGCCGGAGCCCACAUGGGUGCAGGACAUCUUCCAGGGCAUUCUGACCAACGAGACACGCUGUCUCAACUGUGAGACAGUCUCCAGCGUCAACGAGUAUUUCUUCGAUCUGGCAGUGGACAUAGAGCAGAAUACGAGCAUAACGCAUUGCCUACGCUGCUUCAGCAACACGGAGACGCUCUGCAGCGAGAACAAGUUCGAGUGUGACAACUGCCGCAGCUACCAGGAAGCGCAGAAACGCAUGCGGAUCAAGAAACUGCCGAUGAUUCUUGCGCUGCACCUCAAACGCUUCAAAUACAUGGAGCAGUACAACCGCCACAUCAAGGUUUCACACCGUGUGGUCUUUCCUUUAGAAUUACGACUAUUUAAUACUUCGGACGACGCGGUGAAUCCGGACCGGCUGUACGACCUCGUUGCGGUCGUUAUCCACUGUGGCAGUGGGCCGAAUCGUGGCCAUUAUAUUAGUAUUGUUAAGAGUCAUGGAUUUUGGUUGUUGUUUGAUGAUGAUCAAGUUGACAAAAUUGAUGCAUCAACAAUAGAAGAUUUUUAUGGUCUGACGUCAGACACGCAAAAGUCGUCCGAAACAGGCUACAUACUAUUCUAUCAGUCGCGCGAGAGCUUAUGAGUGUCGGCGAGAGCUCCCGCAGGCGGCGGGCCGAAGGCGGGUGCGAAACCUAAGCGUACGCCGUUCUCGUUUGCGUUCACCGGGCGGCCAGCACCGCCUUCGCAGCCGUCGCCACCGCCGCCGGCCUAGCAGCGUCUCCCGACGCCUCAACCGCGGCGUCGCGAACCAAAGAAACAAACUACAAUUUUUACUACACGAUAAACCUAAUCAAAUCGACGCGCCGAGCGCCCCCGUCGCGCUCCGCGUUUUUUGUACAAACAAAGCAUAAACAAUUGGCGCGGCGCGCGCACGAGUCGUGACCGCCGCAGCCACAUGAACAGUUCAUGAGGGUUAUUAGCAAAAUUUUUCGCUCAUUGUAAUCAUCAACAACUCAUCGUUCUAAACAAAAGUUAUACUAACGCAAAGACACGAACACAUACACACAAAACACACCCACAUGAUGAAACAAAUCACGUACGUACUCUAUCUUCUUGCCAUCGCACGCAAAAACAAAACGAAACAAUAAUGAGUUGGUUUGUUGAUAAAGGCGCCACUAAAACUGCACUCGAAUUGUUGUAGAGCAGUUGUGCGGUGGCGAUUUUCGUUCGUCCGGAAAAUUGUGAUGCGAAGUUUUCGAGGUUUUAAUAUCCGGUAUUAAUAGGAAAACAUGUUUGUCGUUCGCGUUAUAUUUAUUAUCGUCAUUUGCUCCUACUCCAAUCAUCGCCGACACCUUAAAGCGCAGCUAAAAAUGACCGCAAUAAACGCAGGAAACGUCGACGUCAAAUCACUACAAUCACAAGCAAUACGUUUCUUACUGAGUUAGCGCGAGUUGCAUGCAAAGCCGCACUGAUUUUUCAUACAUUGUUUCAUUGAAGCGAGCGAGCGCCGAGCGCAAUUUGCGAACAAAGCAGCCACACAAACCGCAAACAUUGUUAGAACGAUACUGAUUUUUGUAUUUGUGCACCUAAUGCGGAACAAUGCGAGUCAGCGGAGACGAUGUGAGAUGAAGUAAUGUCGGAACGAUUUAACAAAUGAUGAGAAACAUGAGGACAAAGAAGAUACACUUUUGUUUGGUUCCACUCAGAGUGGAAUUCUAUUUUUAUUCUGUACAUAUUCGUUAGAUAUUAAUAUAAAGUAAAGGAUUUAAUUGAAA